Messenger RNA from Otolemur garnettii (small-eared galago), 1823 nucleotides. RefSeq names its product acyl-CoA binding domain containing 4 (gene ACBD4). Gene Ontology annotation, biological process: fatty acid metabolic process. The record is from RefSeq and is a predicted model, not a curated record. Bases 220 to 1227 code for a protein of 335 amino acids. The transcript has 11 exons. Gene Ontology annotation, molecular function: fatty-acyl-CoA binding. NCBI's taxonomy places the organism in Eukaryota, Metazoa, Chordata, Mammalia, Primates, Galagidae.
CAGUCGGAAGCCGCCGGUUAGUGGCUAGAGAGGACCCAGGUGUCCUGGCACAAAGAGGAGUUGGAGUCAUGCAUCUAGCGAGGCGCUUCUGGGGACACGUCUAGCACUGCCACCCUUGCUACCUGCCUCUCCACCCACCCACCAAGGUCCUCGCUACCCUGGUGCCACCAUGCUGCCGUGAGAGUCGGUCAAAAGUAGGGUCCCAGGGCUUGGAGCAGCAUGGGCACCGAGCAUGAAAGCCCAGAGCCGGACUGCCAGAAACAGUUCCAGGCUGCAGUCAGCGUCAUUCAGAACCUACCUAAGAACGGCACUUACCGCCCCUCCUACGAAGAGAUGCUGAGAUUCUACAGCUACUACAAGCAGGCCACUGUGGGGCCCUGCCUGGUCCCCCGGCCUGGGUUCUGGGACCCCAUCGGACGAUAUAAGUGGGAUGCCUGGAACAGCCUGGGCAAGAUGAGCAAGGAGGAGGCCAUGUCCGCCUACAUCACUGAGAUGAAGCUGGUAGCACAGAAGGUGAUCGACACAGUUCCCCUGGGUGAGGUGGCAGAGGACAUGUUUGGUUACUUCGAGCCCCUGUACCAGGUGAUCCCUGACAUGCCAAGGCCCCCGGAGACCUUCCUGAAAAGAGUCACAGGUUCCAAAAAGCAGAUACUUAAUGGAGAUGUUGGGGCUGUUCCAGAGUCACCCUGCCUCCCCAAGGAACCAGUACCCUCAAGCUCAGAGUCUCAGCCACCUAGGGACCUGGACUCUGAGGUUUUCUGUGAUUCCCUGGAGCAGCUGGAGCCUGAGCUGGUUUGGGCAGAACAGGGGGGAGCACCUGAGGGAGAAUCUGAAACCAGAAACAUCCCUGUGGCCCCUGGAGAGAAGGAGGGGCUGGGGGGCAGCCUGCCAGGGCCCCAGGAGUUGGACACGUGGCUGGUGGGGACAGUCCGGGCACUACAGGAGAACAUGCAGGAUGUCCAAAGGAGACUACAGAGCCUGGAGAGUGCACCCCAGCCCCCUAAGCAGGCAGGGAGGUCGGGGUGUGAAGUGCUUCCUACCUGGGAGGCAGGGCAGGAAGGGCCCAUUCCUGCUAUUCCUCUGCUUGGAGAGAAACUGAGCCUAGCUACUAAACCCAAGAGUUGGAAGGGUCACGAUGUGUUUGCUCUGUGCACUGGGGCUGGAGUCCCUUAUUUAAGACUUCUGUUUUCAGAUUUAGCAUUUGCCCCCAAACAGUUCAGUCCUUGAAUGUGCUUCCCCAUCUGCUUGCCCCUUAAAAGGGCUCCUGCAAAAUAAAUAACAGCUGCAUUCCUGGAGCCCCAGCUGUGAGCCAAAUACUUACUUGCAUUCUUUCAUUCAGUCCAUACAGUGACCCUGUAGGAUAGAUUUGCUUUCCGCCUCCCUUCUACAGAGGAGGAAAUUAAGGCUCUGAGAGGUUCAGUAAUUUUCCCAAGGGUACACAGCCUGGGAAAGCCUCAGUGAACUGCUGUGAAAAUUAGAUCAUGCAUGUAUGGGCUUCCUCAGUGCCCAGCACACUGGAAGGCCUUCUCUAGUGAGGCCUAUUGUUAUUAUUACUGUUAUUAUUAAUGUUAAGUGACUGGGAGUGGACCCUAAUCUUUCUCCCCUCAGAGGUGGCAUCCACCAUUAACUCUGAGUGGUUCUGUUCUAGUGAAGCCUGGCAUAGUGAGGGCAGGACAGGGCUCAGUUGCCUGAUAUGGGGGAUCUCUGGGGUGGCCAGCAACCCCUCAGCAUAGUGGGUGUGGGCGUUGGAAGCAAAGAUUUCCUCAGAUUCACAAUGGCUAACUUUUCAGCACUGCCCCUUCUCCACAACAGGCUUGCUUUCU